Molecule: messenger RNA, 2600 nt
Organism: Prosopis cineraria
Lineage: Eukaryota; Viridiplantae; Streptophyta; Magnoliopsida; Fabales; Fabaceae
Product: pentatricopeptide repeat-containing protein At3g25210, mitochondrial-like
Exons: 2
Coding region: 324-1502 (392 amino acids)
Molecular function (GO): protein binding
Source: RefSeq, a predicted model, not a curated record
AAUCUUCAAUCCUAACCGUUGUCUUCAACCCCACGAAAUCAAGCACUCAUCCUCUCCUCGAUGGCCGACGAACGGAAGCCUUCGACGGAGGAUGAGCAGAGGCGUGGGUUCGACUUCGACGACGGUGCAUGAAGGCUGCAUUUGAGGCUGAGGCUUAGAUCUUGGUUCGGAACUUGACGUUGAAGAUUUGAUUCUUCAAUCGAAAUAUGCAGGUGGUAGAGAGGAAGCACCGUAUGUGGUAAUAGAGAUUCGAUUUCCGACUGGUCUCAGCUCAUUUGAUAGCCAGCUGCUUCUGCUACUUCGUCUCUUUUGUGGAAGAAACUAUGCAUGUGCCUUCGAAACGCUUUCUUUCUUCCAUUUCCAGAAGCUUCCACAUCCUAUCUGCUUCUUCUUCCCCUCGUCUCCUAUACCCACAACCUUCUCGUUCUCUAGCAUGCUCGUUCCUGUGUGCUCGCUCAGUUUCCUCCUCGCCCCAGCAAGAUCAAAACCUCGAACCCCGAUUCACAAACCCUAACCCUCGUACCAGAACACCAUUGGAGAAGCAAUUCGAGACAUGGGUUCAGAAGCUCAAACCCGGAUUUACUCCUUCUGAUGUCGACGAAGCCUUGCGUGCUCAAUCGGACGUUGAUCUCGCGCUCGACAUCUUCCGGUGGACUGCCCAGCAACGCGGGUAUAAGCAUACCAAUGUCACGUAUCUCACGAUGAUCAAGCAACUCAUCGCAGGUAGGCGGUAUCGACACGCAGAAACCCUGGUUGAGGAGGUAAUUGCCGGUGCUUGUGGUGCGAGUGUUCCUUUAUACAACUCUAUUAUUAGAUUCUGUUGUGGUCGGAAGUUCCUUUUUAAUCGCGCAUUCGAUGUGUACAAGAAAAUGUUGAAGUCCGAGGAUUGUAAGCCCACACUCGAAACUUACUCUUUGUUGCUCAAUUCGCUUCUCAGGAGGUUUAAUAAAUUGAAUGUGUGUUAUGUGUAUUUACAUGCCGUUAGAUCAAUGACCAGGCAGAUGAAGGCGUCUGGGGUUAUUCCCGACACUUUUGUGUUGAAUAUGAUCAUAAAAGCUUAUGCGAAGUGUUUGGAAGUUGACGAGGCCAUCAGGGUUUUCCGUGAAAUGGGAUUAUAUGGGUGCGAGCCUAAUGCUUAUACUUAUGGUUAUAUUGCAAAGGGUCUGUGUGAGAAAGGGAGGGUGAAUCAAGGCUUAGGGUUUUUUAAGGAAAUGAGAAGCAAGUGUUUGGUGCCAAGCACCAGUACGUAUAUGAUAAUCAUUUGUAGUCUUGCUUUGGAGAGGAGGUUUGAGGAUGCUAUUGAGAUUGUGUUUGACAUGUUGGGUAAUUCUAGGUCCCCUGAUCAUUUGACUUACAAGACUGUUUUGGAAGGAUUAUGUCGAGAAGGGAGAGGCAAUGAGGCCUUAGAAUUACUCGAUGAAUGGAGGAAGAGAGACAUUUCAAUGAAUGAUAAGACAUACAAGAUUUUGUUGAAUGGAUUGCACUUCCAUUCCCAAGAAUAGAUUCUUUUCUUGAUCCUCACCUCUGGUUUUAAGUCCAGAGGCGUGAGACUCUUCUGAUCUUGAAUUCAGUUUUUCUAACAUGCAACACUGUAAGUGCUUCUAAGCCACUAUUCUUGGAUUAGAGUGAUGGAUAGAGAAGCACGGUGCUUGCUGUGAGAAAUUCUUUCAACCUCUUGAAAUUGUCCGAAGCCCUUGGGGUUGUGGAGAAGAGGAGGACAUCAUUCAUUUAGUUCAGGAUUCAUCAUGUUAAAGAGAGAUCGAAGAAGAUUGUCUCACCGGAACUGUGGGAGCAGUUCUGCAGUUCACAAGGUAUUAGUUGGUUUGAGUGGAAUGCGAAAAGAGAGGCUCAGAGAUUGUUCACAAAAAAUUUACCUUGAAAAGCUGUAUUUGCUCAUAUAUGACAUUAAUGAAAGUAGUUAUUUGCUACUUUGAAGUCGUCCUUUAUCUUUAGGAGCAUUAUGGUCAUUUCAUGAAAAAAUUUGCUUAUGCGGUGGAAGUUUGAAAAAUGGGGAAGCUAGAUGGAUGGUGGGCAUUUGUGGUAAAAGUGUCCCUUUACCUCCAAUGAUCACCAAGAUUGAAGCUAUCCAGCGUGGACUUCAACUCUGCUGGGAAAAGAGGCUCAGAUUUCCAGCCUAAGAUAGGAUGAGCAACUACUAUCAGCAUGGUUGCUAGAGACUAUCUUAGUAGACACCCUUGUUUUGAUAUCGUUGAAGACGCGAGGCACCUCUUGAGCCAGAAUUGGAACGUUGCAAAUUAGGCUUUGUAUAUAGGGAGGAUAUGAAAGAAGUGGAAGCUUAGGCUAUUUGUGCUUUUAACUUGAAUAGUGUUUGUCAUAUCUAUGAGCGUCAAUGAUAGGUUUGGGGAAAAUGACUGAUGUUUUUUUCCUGUAAAUUUUGUCUCUCUUUUCUUUGUUCCCCUUGGUUGUAGCUUUGUGUUCUUAUUAAUAUUUUCACUCAAAAAAGGCUGCAAGAAGUUAAUGCUGCGAGUUUAGAAGAUGGACUGCUCGACUUAGGAUUAAAAGAAUGCGAACUGGAGUUUAUGUGUGUUAAAUUCUGAGUUUCAAAAUUAGUAAAAGCUUUGUGCCUUAUAUAUUUUUUA